Messenger RNA from Leptosia nina, 1479 nucleotides. The record is from the annotation of a GenBank genome assembly. Lineage: Eukaryota; Metazoa; Arthropoda; Insecta; Lepidoptera; Pieridae.
AUGUUGUGGGAAAUCGCAGCCUGUGUUAUUGUUAUAUAUUUAAUAAGGCAUUAUCUUUUGCCGACGUCCAACCAUCACUUGGAUAAAUUGCCUGGACCUCCACGGUGGCCGCUCUUGGGCUCAUCGUUGGAAUUCAUCGGCUACACUCAAGCCGAACUGUUUGAUAAGUUGAUGGAGUUCCCGAAGCUAUAUGGGAAUCGUGUUUGUGUUAAAGUAUUCGGUCGAUACGUUCUACAUUUGUAUAACCCUAAGGAUAAUGAGAUUGUUUUAUCACAUUCUCGAAAUAUUACGAAGAAUAAACCGUACGAGUUUAUGAAACCUUGGCUGGGAACUGGAUUGCUUUUGAGUACAGGUAGCAAAUGGCACAAACGCAGGAAGAUCCUGACUCCAGCAUUCCACUUUGAGAUCCUCAAGAACUUCGCCCGGGUUUUCGAGGAGCAGAGUAGGAAUAUGGUUGAAGAUAUCAAGGGCAGGCUUAAAAGUGGCUCUGACAUGGUAGACGUUAUGCCCUUCAUCAGUGACUACACGCUUUACACUAUAUGCGAAACGGCAAUGGGAACUCGCUUGAACUCGGGAGACACAGCCGCUAAAAUAGAAUAUAAAGAAUCAGUCUUAACUAUCGGAAGCCUAAUUAUGACAAGAUUAGCACGCUUUUGGCUGCACUUCGAUUUUAUAUUUAACUACUUCUCAGCGACUGGCAAAGCUUUUAACGAGUGUUUGAGGAAACACUUUACGUUUACUGAUAAUGUGAUUGAGGAGAGAAGGAAACAACUUCAAGUCAACACAAAGGAACAACAAGAGAUCCACGGAAAGAAAAGAUUGGCGCUACUAGAUCUUCUUUUGGAAUCAGAGAGCAGGGGAGAAAUCGACGCCGAGGGAAUUAGGGAGGAAGUCAACACGUUUAUGUUUGAGGGUCAUGACACAACGGCUAUGGCACUGACCUUCGGCCUCAUGUUGCUCGCUGACCACGAAGAAAUUCAGGACCGUAUUUAUGAGGAAUGUAAGACCAUAUUUGGCGAUUCAGAUAGAACAGCGAACACAUCUGACCUGGCCGAAAUGAAGUAUUUGGAGGCUGUUAUUAAGGAAAGCCUGAGAAUAUACCCUAGCGUACCGUUCAUUGGACGUUUGAUUACUGAAGACUUUUAUUUAGAUGACGUGCUAGUGACAAAAGGUUCAGAGGUUAAUGUCCAUAUCUAUGACAUGCACCAUCGUGAGGAUCUGUUCCCCGAGCCAGAGGAGUUCCGCCCCGAAAGGUUCCUCAAUGGAGACAAAAUGCACUUCUCCUACGUGCCCUUCAGCGCUGGCCCGAGGAAUUGUAUAGGUCAACGCUUCGCAAUGCAAGAGAUGAAGUACAUUCUAAGCGACAUCAUCCGCCAUUUUAAGCUGAUCCCGAAGCAGAAAGGUUAUCGCCCAAAGCUUAUCGCCGAUCUUGUGUUACGAGCUAACGAACCUAUUUAUGUUAAAUUUGCUUUAAGAUAG